AACUUGAAUCAGAAGUAUUCACAUUUUGGUGAUGCAGGAGUUAGCAAAGACGGCCAAAUUCGCCACUUCUUUCAUCGACCUUCAAAGGCAUACACGACAGGGACGAGGAAACGAAGGAAGGUCCACACCGAUGAGGAUGGAAGCGAGACAAGAUGGCACAAAACAGGCAAGACCAGGCCUGUCUUUGCCGGUGGAACAGUAAAGGGUUUCAAAAAGAUCUUGGUUCUCUACACCAACUAUGGCAGGCAAAGAAAACCUGAGAAAACAAACUGGGUGAUGCACCAAUACCAUCUUGGCGACAAUGAAGAAGAGAAAGAUGGAGAAUUAGUGGUCUCAAAGGUUUUCUACCAAACACAGCCUAGACAAUGUGGUUCGAGUAUUAAGGAUUCCUUUGUCGAAGACAAACAAUUGAUGACGAAGAACCAAAGCAUCGGCCAUGAUCAUAACAACAAUAUUCCUAUGCCUAAGAACGCAGCUCUUGUGGAGUAUUACAAUCCUAAUUCUUUCAUCAACUAUGAUCAUCACCAGGGGGGGCAUAAUAGGGAAAUCUCACCACAACUAAUUCCUAAUCUGGUUGUCCAGGGUGAUGGGUCAUCUUUUAUUCGAAUAGCUUCAGAUGCAAGCAAAGGAAAGUUUGAGAGAAAAUAGUGAUGGGGGAGCUAGCUUCUGGUGGUGGUUGUUGCUGUUGCUGUUGCUGUGUAAUAUUAGUCAAAUAAGUUAUAUAUAUUGGAUUGAGAUUACAAUGAGGACAAGAGGGGAAAGUAAGGGGAAUAAUAAGAUAAUGGCUCAAGUAUUUCCAAAUUGGGUAUGGAAAAUUUGGCCAAUGUUGUUGUUGUUGGAAGUUUCUUUUGUGCAGGCCUAGCUAAGGAAUAUGUUGGGAAAGUGACGUAAUAUUUUAGGAAUGUACAGAUCGAAGGUGAUGAUCGAUGCCUACAAACAUCGAUCCGUACGUAUGAUAGGGUUAGUAUUUAGUUUCAUCAUUACUUUGUUCCUCUCAUGGAUCAUGAGGAACUUUUGACUCAAUUGAUGAUGAUGAUACCGCUUUGUUGGAUUUUCGUUGUAGAUUUCCUACAAAAGAGAUUAUUCUUAACUUUCUUGUUUGUGUGUAAGCUUUUUGUUUCA
Corylus avellana is the source of this 1122-nucleotide messenger RNA. The record is from RefSeq and is a predicted model, not a curated record. NCBI's taxonomy places the organism in Eukaryota, Viridiplantae, Streptophyta, Magnoliopsida, Fagales, Betulaceae.